AUGUCUUCCAGUUCAUCGCCCGAUACGCAGGGUAGCAGUCUUGCGGACCCGACCUCGGUAUCUACAUCCACGCCGAAUAACAAGGAAACCACGACAGCCCCGAACGAUGUCGAGCUCAAGAGCAUGCGGCCUGAUGCGCCCAAGGGCUCAAUCCCGUUGGGGGAGGAUAUCAUGCAGCUGGCUAGGAUGGGCGAGAUCCCCGCGAUGCAGAACCUGCUUGCGACCAAGAAUUUGACAGUGAAUCAUCACGACGAGGAAGGCAUCACGCCGUUACAUUGGGCGGCGAUCAACAACCAGUACGCGAUGUGCAAAUUCCUGCUCGACUCCGGCGCCGAUGUCAACGCCAAGGGCGGCGAGUCAGUGGCCACGCCGGCCAUGUGGGCGGCGCAACGGUGUCACUACUAUAUUGUGAACUUGCUACUUUCCUACGGCGCGGACCCGCUCCUGACCGACGUGCAAGGGUACAACAUCCUGCACUUGGCGACGAUCGACGGCAACGCCUUCCUCGUCCUCCUGCUACUGCACCAAGAGAUUCCUGUGGACGUGGUUGACCAGCAGGGCCACACGGGUCUGAUGUGGGCUGCUUACAAGGGGUAUCCGGCGUGCGUGGAUCUAUUCCUGCGCUGGGGCGCUAAUGCCAACGCCGUGGAUGAGGGUGGCUUGACGCCGCUGCACUGGGCGUUGGUUAAGGGCUCGCUACCGAGUGUUCUGAAGCUGCUGGAGUACGGCGCGGACCGGUUUGCGGAGACCCGCGAUGGCAAGUCGCCCAGCACGGUGGCGCAGGAAAUGAACACUUCGCGCAUCUGGCUCCGGGCUCUCGCUGAGCGCGGCUACGAACCGGAUGGCACCCAAAAGGCGGUGCCGAUGGGUUUAUCGGGGUAUGUCCGGAAUAAGAGCGUCAUGGGCAAGUUUUUCUUCCUUUGGCCGUUCUUGACUCUCCUGGUUGCCAUCUGGAUGCUGAGCCACUUGCCGAUCUUCCUUGGUGUUCCGCUCACUCUGGCAACCCUAUUUGGUAUGCAAUACUUUGCGCAGCAAGUAGCGAACCGUGGACCUUCGGAGUAUCGCGUUUUGCAGAAGACGCCCUAUCUGGCUGGUGUUUUUGCAGCGACGUUGUUCUGGGUUGGAUUCCGUUACGUUUUCAACGUGCUACCAGCUACCUAUUCCUCGGCUCCGAUCCUGAAUAUCCUAUUCGCGGCUUUCUUCAGUUUGACUGGCUACUUCUACACCAUGGCUAUGAUUGAAGACCCAGGCUAUGUACCGAAGAUCAGCAGCCGAAUCCAGCAGCGGGAAACGGUCAAGCAACUGUUUGAACUGUGGAAGUUUGACGAAGAGAACUUUUGUGUUCCUUGCAUGUCGAGGAAGCCCCUCCGUAGCAAGCACUGCCGCCGUUGCGGCCGCUGUGUUGCGAAGCAUGACCACCACUGCCCUUGGAUUGACAACUGCGUCGGAGCGAACAAUCUGCGCCACUUUGUCCUCUAUAUUGUCUGCCUCGAAGUCGGUAUCAUUCUCUUUGUGCAGCUUACCAUUGGCUACAUCCAAGGCCUGCCCCCCGUCGCAAAUGCCAAGUGCAACAUCAUCAAUGACACCCUGUGCGACGUCGUGACUCGCGAUAGCUUCACUCUAGUCCUCGAUGUCUGGGUCAUCCUCCAGCUGGUCUGGGUCACGAUGCUGUGCGCGGUCCAGCUCGUUCAAGUCUCUCGCAACCAGACGACCUACGAGAACAUGCGCGGCCACCACAUCGACCGGUCCUACCCUAGCUCGCAAGCCUUCGCCUCCGCCAUGACCGCGGGAACAACCUCGCUUGCAGGUGCCGGCCUCUCCGCGUCCGGUGCCGGGCCAAACCCGGCCCUGGCCCGGCCCCCUCCCCGCCGGCGCCACGGCUGCCUCUCGCAGUGGUCCUCUCUGCUGGGUAUCGACACAUUCUUCGCGACGGCCCGACACGGCCUCCGCGACGGGCCGCAGGCCGCACAGCCGCGCAAUUCAUUCUCCCGCGGCGUGGCCACGAACUGCCGCGACUUUUGGUGUGACCCAGCGCCACUCUUCGGCAAGCGCGCGACGGGCUCAGCUAUGCUGGGCGGCGAGAUGGUGAAUUAUCACGACAUGUACGAGACCCCGAUGCGCAUGCGUGUGGGCGGUCGGUCGGCCGAGGGGGGCACGUAUCGCAGCGUGGCGGGCGAAGAUCCCGAGCAAAUGGUUUGA
This is a messenger RNA of Penicillium canariense, 2199 nucleotides long. RefSeq names its product ankyrin repeat domain-containing DHHC palmitoyltransferase family protein. The record is from RefSeq and is a predicted model, not a curated record. The transcript has 6 exons. Lineage: Eukaryota; Fungi; Ascomycota; Eurotiomycetes; Eurotiales; Aspergillaceae. The coding region runs from base 1 to 2199 and encodes 732 amino acids. Gene Ontology annotation, molecular function: palmitoyltransferase activity; protein binding. Gene Ontology annotation, cellular component: Golgi membrane. Gene Ontology annotation, biological process: protein palmitoylation.